Molecule: messenger RNA, 5954 nt
Organism: Hyaena hyaena (striped hyena)
Lineage: Eukaryota; Metazoa; Chordata; Mammalia; Carnivora; Hyaenidae
Gene: MAP4
Product: microtubule associated protein 4
Exons: 20
Coding region: 227-3616 (1129 amino acids)
Biological process (GO): neuron projection development; microtubule cytoskeleton organization
Cellular component (GO): neuron projection
Molecular function (GO): microtubule binding
Source: RefSeq, a predicted model, not a curated record
UCCCUCGCGCCGGCCCUCAAGAGAGCGACGAGGAAGCGGCCGCCUCCCUGCGCCCCGCCCCACGGGCUUGCUUGGUGGCUCGAGCUCCUCCCGACUUCUCCCGGCUCCUCCCGACUUCUCCCGGCCCUCGCCCGGCUCCCUCCGGCUUCGGCUCCGGCGCAGCGGCGGCGGGACCCAAACCCGGGGUGAAACGUGCUUCUGGGGAAGGCAGUUACAUUGGUGCAGAAUGGCUGACCUCAGUCUUGCAGAUGCAUUAACAGACCCACCUCCAGAAAUUGAGGAAGAGAUAAAACGGGACUUCAUUGCCACGCUGGAGGCAGAGGCCUUUGAUGAUGUUGUGGGAGAAACUGUUGGAAAAACAGACUAUAUUCCUCUACUGGAUGUGGAUGAGAAAACUGGGAAUUUGGAGUCAAAGAAGAAACCAUGCUCGGAUACUAGCCAGGUUGAAGGUACUCCAUCCUCUAAAGCAGCAGGGCUAGCCAACGGUGACCAUGGAAUGGAAGGGAAUGAUACUGCGGGGUCUCCAACUCAAUUCCUUGACGAGAAAAUGACCUUCCAAGGAUAUCAGAACAUCCAGAACUGGCCAGAAAAUACAAACUUCUGCUUCGAACCUGAUCAGCUGGUGAAUCCUCCCCAGGCCGAUCCCUUCAAGAUGCACCAUGAUGACGGCCUGGAAGAUUUUCUCUAUCUCCCCAGUGGAACAGCCAAUGCUUCAGCAUUUACAGAACAAAAUGAUUCCCUGCAAGACAGUUACAGUCUGUUUCCCUGUGACACAUUCGCUCCUGCAAAUGUUGUGCCUCAGGGGUGGCCUGUGGAAGCCCCAAACUCUCCACACCCAGAAUCCUUCAUUUCCCCGAUGGCCACGACACAGCCUCUGCAGCCCAUGGCAGAGCCAGCCAAAGAGGUAGAAGUGAAGAUGGGAGCAGAAGAGAGGGCACCAACAGAAGCAAUGGAAAUCAUGAUGGGACUGAAGGCUGAUGACAUGACACCAUCUAGAGAAACAGAGAUGUCCCCAGCCAAGGACAUGGCACCAGCCACAGAAACAGAGGUGGCAUUGGCUAAAGACAUGGAACCUUCUACCAAAUCAGAUAUGACACUGGCUAAGACCAUGGAAUCAGAUAUGGUCCUAGUCAAGGACACGGUACUACCCAAAGAAACAGAAGAAGCCCCAGUGGAGGAUGUUGUUUUGUCCACAGAAACAGAUAUAUAUUUAGCUGAGGACAUGGUACUGCCCACAGAAACAGAGGUGGCCCCAGCUAAGGAUGCAAUACCAUUCAAAGAAACAGAGAGGACACCACCUAUAAAAAUGGAUUUGUCCCCAGAUGAGGGCAUGGUAGCACCCACAGAUAGACAGAUGACCCCAGCCAAGGGUGUGGAAUCACUCUCAGAAAUAGAAGUGGCACUAGCUAAGGACAUUGUAUCACCCACAGAAAUAGCCUCAGCCAAGGAAGCAGCCCUGUCCUCAGAAAAAGAGGUGGCCCUGACUGGGGAUAUGGCACUGCCCCCAGAAACCAAAGUUAUCUUGACCAAGGAUGAGGCACUGCUCCCAGAAACGGAAGUGGCCCCAGCCAAGGAUAUGGCUCCACAUCCAGAUACAGAAAAGGCCCCAGUGAAAGACAUGGCUCCAUCCCCAGAAACAGAGAUGGCCCUGGGCAAGGAUACAGUUCUACCCCAAGAAAUAGACGUGGCCUUGGGCAAGGACCUGGCUUCACCUCUAGAAACAGAGAUGGCCCUGGACAAGAACGUGGCUGUGCCCCCAGAAACAGAAGUAACCCUGAUCAAGGAUGUGCCUCAGCCUCCAGAAAUAGAGACAGCCGUGGCUAAGGAUAUGGCUCUGCCCGCUGGGACAGAGGUCACCCUGGCCAACAAUGUGAGUCCAGCCAAGAAUGUUGUACCACCCUCAGAAACGGAGGUGGCAGCUGUUCCAGUUAAGGACAUGGAGAUUGCGCAGACACAGGAAGAAGUACAUGAGGAGGCGCAGUUAAAAUCUCUCCGGGAUGAGGGGCAGUCAUCAACUUUUGUUGUUUCACCAGAACCAGUCACAGCUGUGGGCCCGAAGUACAGUGUGCCAACAGAUGAGGAUUCUGUUUUAGAGAAACAAGAACAAAAGACACCUGUCACUAGUCAGCCUUCUGACCUGUCUUCAGAGAGCUCAGGAAUAAGUAAGCCCGAAGAAGGACGGCCUGCUGGGAGUGUGACCGGAAAUGACAUCACCACCCCUCCGAACAAGGAGCUCCCACCAAGCCCAGAGAAGAAAACAAAGCCUUUGGCCACCACUCAACCUGCAAAGACUUCAACAUCGAAAGCCAAAACUCAGCCCACUCCUCUCCCCAAGCAGCCGGCUCCCGCCACCUUUGGUGGGUCGAAUAAAAAACCCAUGAGCCUUGCUGCAGGCCUAGUGCCGGCUGCCCCGCCCAAACGCCCUGCCGCCACCACUGCCAGGCCUUCCACCUUACCUUCAAAAGACGCAAAACCUAAGCCUGUUGCAGAGGCGAAGAUUCCUGAGAAGCGGGCCUCCCCAUCCAAGCCAGCCUCUGCCCCAGCCCCCAAGCCUGGCGCCAAGAGCACCCAGACCGUUCCAAAAGCCACAGCAGCUGCCACUCCUGCCUCAGCUGGGCCAAGCAGCAGGAGCCCCCCGACGCCUGUGCCCAAGAGACCCACCACCAUCAAGACUGAGGGAAAGCCUGCAGACAUGAAGAAGACGGCUACGAAGUCUGCACCAGCUGACUUGAGUCGCCCUAAGAGCAUCUCCACCACUCUGGUGAAGAAGAACACCACUGUCCCCGGGGCAGCCCCAGCAGCAGGGGUGGCCCCCGGCCGAGCCAGGGCCACACCCACCCCUCCUCGGCCCUCUGGAACUCCUUCCUCGGACAAGAAGCCCACGUCAGCCAAGCCCAGCUCCUCUGCACCGAAGCUGAGCCGCCUGUCCACCAAUGCUUCCACCCCUGAUCUGAAGAACGUCCGCUCCAAGGUUGGCUCCACAGAAAACAUCAAGCAUCAGCCUGGAGGAGGCCGGGCCAAAAUAGAGAAAAAAACAGAGGCAGCUGCUACAGCUCGAAAGCCUGAACCUAAUGCAGUCACUAAAACAGCCGGUCCAAUUGCGAGUGCGCAGAAACCAACUGCUGGGAAAGUCCAGAUAGUCUCCAAAAAAGUGAGCUACAGCCAUAUUCAGUCCAAGUGUGGUUCCAAGGACAAUAUUAAGCAUGUCCCUGGAGGUGGUAAUGUUCAGAUUCAGAAUAAGAAGGUGGACAUCUCUAAAGUCUCCUCCAAGUGUGGGUCCAAGGCUAACAUCAAGCACAAACCUGGUGGAGGAGAUGUCAAGAUUGAAAGUCAGAAGUUGAACUUCAAGGAGAAGGCCCAGGCGAAGGUGGGAUCCCUCGAUAAUGUGGGCCAUCUGCCUGCAGGAGGUGCCGUGAAGACUGAGGGCGGUGGCAGCGAGGCCCCUCCGUGUCCGGGCCCCCCCGCUGGGGAGGAGCUGGCCAGCCCUGAGGCAGCGCCUGAAGCUGGCGCCCCCACUUCAGCCAGUGGCCUCAGUGGCCACCCCACCCUGGCAGGGGGUGGUGACCAAAGGGAGGCCCAGACCUUGGACAGCCAGAUCCAGGAGACAAGCAUCUAAUGAUGACAUUCUGGUCUCGUCUUCCGUCCCCUGUGUUCCCCCUCUUGUGUCCCUUGUUUCCCCCUCCCCUUCCCUCCUCCCGUGUCACUGCAGAUUGAGACCUACAGGCUGACGUUCCGGGCAAACGCCAGGGCUCGCACCGACCACGGGGCUGACAUUGUUUCCCGUCCCCCCCACUUCCCUGGCGGCCCCAGCUCAGGCACCCGGGCCCUUGGCUCCCUCACCCGGGCUGCUCUAUAGACCCCACACCGCUUGGGUGCUGGGCAGUCCUCCAGGCCCCCGCCCCUUCCCCAUGCCUUGCUUGCCCAGGGCAGCAGCAGGCGCCCCUCCCCUCCCCCCCCCCCACUUCCUCCAGUCCCUGCCCUGGGCCCAGCUCCUUGCUGCUUUCCUGUCCCAUCAUUGUGCACUGCUCUGCAGAUGAGGUUGGGAGGUGAAUGGGGUGGGGAGGCCAACUUGGGAUCUCGUGGGAUCUAGGAGGGGGAUCCAGACUCCAACCUCGUCUUUGGGUUUUCCGGACCAAACCCAAGAGAAACUGACAUACCUGCCCUCCUUGCCGGCUCCACCUGGAGGGAAGAGUGAAAGCGGAUGGCCACGUGGUGGCAGGGUGCUGUCUGCGUCCCCUGGAGCCCGCUAAGCCGCCGCCUCUCCCCUUGACCCCACAGUAGUGCUCAACACGCAGGUUGGGCCAGGUGCCUCUUGCUGCCCUGCCCCAGGCUAGUUAGGGGUUGGUUCUGCCUGUGCCCGCUGCUUCCCGUACUUGCCUAGCUGCCUAGCUGCUGCCACACUUCCCUUUCUUGUUUUAUCCUUUUUUUUUUAAAUAACCUAAAAACUGGUAGAGGAGUUUUGCAGGUUGAAGCCAUGUUUAAAUGAAAGUUCUCAGUAGGUGUUAAAGGAAAUAGGGAGGGGAGAGAUCCUUAAGCCUCCAGCCGGGAGGUCAGGCAUCGGGGGCUGCCAUGGCCUGGGCAGCUUGGGGCCCCAGAGAAGUGUGGGCCGGGCGGGGGAGAUGCAGGGGCUGUGCCUGGUGAGCACAGGGCGCACUAGGGGCUGGUCGGAGCGUGGACUGGUUGUUCUGGUAUUUUGUGUGUAUGCUGCUUUUCUUUUCUAACCAAGAGGCUGGUUUUGGCAUCUCUGUCUCAUUCCCUGGGAUCUAGUGGGAGAUACAAGGUCAGGGCUGGAGAAACAGGGAAGGGCUGUGGAGGUCAAAAUCCUCCAGGCUUGCAGGCCUGUGACGCUAGAGCCCUCAGUUACUGGGGAGCCCCAGAUGUCCAGAACUCAUGUGGAUGACAGGGAAUCAGGUAUGGAAAUUUAAAAAUAAAAGCAUGAGACAGGCCACCUCCCUUACCUUACAGCCUGGCCGGAGAGUGGGGAGAGGUGAGGCCAGCCUGUGGAGGGGUGUCCCAGCCAGGGCCGGUCUUGGGAUGGCUGCAAUGAUGAGAAAUCCCGGGAAUUGUAUUGACACGAAGAUUCUUAUUGCACUUGUAUUUUUUUUUGUAUUAAAGUUUGCAUGGUUUCUAAUAAAGGAUUAAAAUGUAACAGUUUGUAGUGAAAUGGCCGGGAGUCUCCCAGGGCUUCUCCUCCGGAAGAGCAUUUUCUGCAGUGCAGACUUGCCCCCGAGGAGGUGGCCACAGACUCGGCCCCUCGUCCUCCUGCCGCUGCUCCCGGUGACCCUUGGAGCUGAGAAGGUAGGGGCUCUUGACUUAGGUUCAGAUUUGAUCUCCACGUAGAGGGAGGGCCUCAGGGCCAGCAGGUUCUCCCACUUCUGAGGUAGCAUUUUCCUUGGGGAGAUUUGAUGCCACAUCCCCAGCUCCCCAAGCACAUACGGGGGGGGGGGGGGGGGGGCUGUGGAGAACGUGUUCCCCAAGCCAAAGACUGAAGAACUCUGUGCCAAGGACAUCAGGGCACCCAUGCUUUGUCAGCAGGAGGAAGUGGCAGAUGAAGCCGUAGACAGCACAGGGUCUGAAGGGACCUGUGCCCUCCUCCUCGUGUUAGCUGCAGGCCCACACGGAUGCUGAGGCUGACAACUGGCUCUGGGUCCGAGGGUAGGGGUGGGAGAGGUGACCCUAGGAGAGCACGCUCUAGGUGGGCCGGAAUGGUCGAUUUUCUGACGGGUGGGGCUCAUCCCAGCUCCCCUGAAGUGUCCCCCAAGCCAGAGAAACUGAGAAGGCUGCCCUGAGAGCUGGGGACCAGAGGCCGCUGUGCGCUGUGUACUACCUGCAGCCAUUUGGGGGUGCGACGUUUCUGUACUUCCGGUUUGCCUAUGGCUCAGCCACUGCCCGUGUCAAUCUGUGAUUCUGUUGUACCGAUUUCAAGAGUAAAUAAAGCUCGUGAUGUCCCACCA